AUGUCAGAUGGAACCCGAGGACUUAAUGAGAACGGAGACACGGACCUUUGUUCCGGAAAAAAAAUCGCCAAUCACGCCAUCUGCCGCGAGGCGCAUGCACGCAGCGCUCGAGAGCCCGCGACGAGCGUCAACGGGACCUCCCGAGGCAACCAAGAAUCGCAUCCGCAUCCAAUCAGAAUUUCACCGAGCGAAUCCUCCAGAACGAAGGCGGAAGGCAAGAAGAAGCAGGGAGGAGGGAGGAGGGAGGAAGGGAGGAAGGGAGGAGGGAGGAAGGGAGGAGGGAGGAAGGGGGGAGGGAGGAAGGGAGGAGGGAUAACAACUGGAGACCGGCCAGAAACCGGGCAUGUGGUAUUCCACGUGGGGACGUCGGAGCACGUCCUCUUUCCUGGCUGGUACACGGGAGAUUCCCUCAUCGGAUUCAUCCUCUCCUGCCUCUUCUUCUUCCUCAUGGCCUUGACCUUCGAGGCCUUGAAGCACUACAGCCUGAAGCUCACUCGCGACGGAGUCUGGGGCACCGUAUCCGGAACGACCUGCUACGUGAUCCAGGUCUCCCUCGGCUACCUCCUCAUGAUCGGCUUCAUGUACCUGAACCUCUGGUUCUGCCUCUCCAUCCUCGCCGGCACGGCCCUGGGCAACCUCUUCCUCCGCCUCGCCUGCGACAAGCCCUCCCUCUCCCGCGACAAGCCCUCCCUCUCCAUCGGCGUGUGCGACUGCAAGUGAGGUCGGUCGACCCCGGCGACUUCAAAUACGAAUUUUGUCGAUCUGCGAUUUUGUUGAAUUUUUUUGUCGAUCUGCGAGGCU
This is a messenger RNA of Darwinula stevensoni, 801 nucleotides long. NCBI's taxonomy places the organism in Eukaryota, Metazoa, Arthropoda, Ostracoda, Podocopida, Darwinulidae. The record is from the annotation of a GenBank genome assembly.